AUGACAAAUCUCAAAUCAGUCUCACGUUCAACGGAGUUGCUGGAAGACCUUUCUGUGGAUUAUGGUUCUCUCAUCGAAGAUAAUCAUGAAUCAAACGUCCUAAUUGAAGUCGGCGAGGAACCAAACUUUAAAAUCUUUAAAGCUCAUUCGUUGAUAUUAAGAAGCAGAUCGGCGUACUUUCGCGUGGCGUUGUCGAAUGAAUGGGCGAAGAAAGACGAUGAGGGAAAUUAUGUAUUCAAGAAACAAAACAUUAAUCCUCAAACCUUUGAAAUCAUACUCAAGUUCAUCUAUUGCGGCAACGUGUGCAUAGACCACCUGAAUGGAGCGGACUCGGCCUUACUUCUAAUCGCAUCAGACGAAUUAGAACUUCACAAAUUAAGCAAACACGUCCAAGUUCACAUGACCGAAGAUUUGGUCUGUUGGUUACUCCAAAAUAUUCUUUAUGUGUUUGAAUUUGUACUGAAGUGUAAUGAUUUCAACAUUCUUCGAGAAUUCUUAUUGGGAAUAAUAUGCAGGGAUCCGGCAAUUGUCUUUGGUCCGGAUAAAAAAUAUUUUCAUUUUGAUGAAUCGUUUAUGGCUCAAAUCCUGGAACGUGAUGACCUGGAAUUAGAUGAGAUUAAGAUUUGGGAGCACUUGAUUGAGUGGGGUAUAGCGCGUACAAAUCUCCACCACCAACUUCGAAAAGACAUAUCGACGUGGUCGCGAGAAGAUUUCUCGGCCUUGGAAAAAACUUUGCACAAUUGCAUUCCACUAAUAAGAUAUUUCCAAAUUUCAUCGCCGGAUCUUUACGACAAGGUUAGACACCCCUUCAAGAAAAUUCUCUCCAAAAGGCUCAACGAAGACAUCAUAAAGUACUACAUGAAACCGGGAUACAUGCCGGUCGAUGGGAUUUUACCGCCGAGAUUGACUGUCGUUGAUUCCUGCAUCAUCAGGUCGAUCCACGUAUCGCUUUUAUGCAGUUGGAUUGACAGGAAAGAUGCCAGCAAAAAAAAAUUUUAUAGUUGUAAGAUUCCGUACGAUUUCAGGUUACUCUGUCGUGGCACCAAAGACGGAUUUGAUGCGUUGACAUUUCACAAAAAAUGUGACGACAUAAUUGGAACGAUCGUGCUGGCCAAAGUACGCGGGAGCCAAAAGGUGUUGGGCGGAUAUAAUCCGUGUUCAUGGCAAAGAUCGUUGACCAAAAAUUCUGAAGGGACAUCGAACUCUUCGACGAGCGGAUAUAAGGAUGCGUCGAAUAGCUUUAUAUUUUCAUUUAUGUUAGAUGAAGGUCUAAGCGAAGCAAGAUUGAGUAGGGUGAUUGUUAAGGAUAAGGCUAUCUAUUGUUCUACCUCCACCGGCCCUUGCUUUGGGGAGGGGGAUCUUUGGAUGACCGGGAAUUUUGGAUCAUCGAUAAGAACCUCGUAUGAGAAUAGCGUCACCGAUGAAUUGAAUUUUUUCACCGACGAUUACGAGGUUUUUCAUAUUCGCGAUAAAGAAAAUAUUUAA
This is a messenger RNA of Acaulospora colombiana, 1485 nucleotides long. NCBI's taxonomy places the organism in Eukaryota, Fungi, Glomeromycota, Glomeromycetes, Diversisporales, Acaulosporaceae. The record is from the annotation of a GenBank genome assembly.